GAGGCAGGGCACCCUCACCCCACCGGCGGGAGGGAGCGUCCUCCUGACACAUUCUGCCUUACGUCUCAGACCCUCUCCUCGCCCAUUAAUUUUCAAGGCCAUUUCAAGUCUUCUGCAGUUAGAGGCGAGAAACUUCCUUCAACGUGGGCUUCAUACCCUCGGCUACGGAAACUCAGUCCUCUGACCGAAGCCGCGGAGUGUUCGGGGCCCGGGGAAGUUUCCCAGCCUGAGUUACCGUCGUCGCAGCUACGCGCUCUAUUGUCUGCUUUUAGCCUCAGGUGACCUCCAGCAAUCCCAACUGGUUUAUGAAGACACAGGUGCAGCCCUCUAGCAUCUGGACCCCAAGUCUUCACACCAGAGUGUGUCUCCUGGGGAACUUUUCGUCGACGCCGCCAAGCUUCGAUGUUCCUGAGGCAGCAGUUAGGACUGCAGCGGUUCUCCGGAGAGAGGGCGGCGGCAUUGAGAGUGAAUGAGGCAAUGGCCGGCGGCUGGGUAAGCCCAGCCCAUAGAGCGACUCUUCAGGACCACGGACAGCGCCACAGGCUCCGCCCAACCUGGUGCCGGCGUCUCGGCCUCGCUGCCUAGCGGCGGCGCCGGUUGGGUCGCUCUGGAAGUAAAGUGGGCGUUUUCCGCAGAUACUUCGCUGCUGCCCGGACGCGAUUGUAACGACCAGCCUCCCCCUUCCAGUCAUUCCGGAAGCACUGAGCUCUGAUCGCUAGGUCCCCAAUGUUUUCUGAGGUCACAUGCGCCAAUUUAACAAAUGGUGGAAAGUCAGAACUUCUAAAAUCAGGAAGCAGCAAAUCCACACUAAAGCACAUAUGGACAGAAAGCAGCAAAGACUUAUCUAUCAGCCGACUCCUGUCACAGACUUUUCGUGGCAAAGAAAAUGAUACAGAUUUAGACCUGCGAUAUGACACCCCAGAACCUUAUUCUGAGCAAGACCUCUGGGACUGGCUGAGGAACUCCACAGACCUUCAAGAGCCUCGGCCCAGGGCCAAGCGAAGGCCCAUUGUUAAGACGGGCAAGUUUAAGAAAAUGUUUGGAUGGGGUGAUUUUCAUUCCAAUAUCAAAACAGUGAAGCUAAACCUGUUGAUAACUGGGAAAAUCGUAGAUCAUGGCAAUGGGACAUUUAGUGUUUAUUUCAGGCAUAAUUCCACCGGUCAAGGGAAUGUAUCUGUCAGCUUGGUUCCCCCCACGAAAAUAGUGGAAUUCGACUUGGCACAACAAACCGUGAUUGAUGCCAAAGAUUCCAAGUCCUUUAACUGUCGCAUUGAAUAUGAAAAAGUUGACAAGGCUACCAAGAACACACUCUGCAACUAUGACCCUUCAAAAACCUGUUACCAGGAGCAGACCCAAAGUCAUGUAUCCUGGCUCUGCUCCAAGCCCUUUAAGGUGAUCUGUAUUUACAUUUCCUUUUAUAGUACAGAUUAUAAACUAGUACAGAAAGUGUGCCCUGACUACAACUACCACAGCGACACACCUUACUUCCCCUCCGGAUGAGGAUGAACGUGGGGAUGAGACUGAAGCCUGAGGAAUUAAAGGUCAUAUGACAGGGCUGUUACCUCAAAAAGAAGGUCACAUCUGUUGCCUGGAAUGUGUCUACACUGCUGCUUUCGUCAACUGGCUGCAAAUAUGCUAGUGGAAAACAAUCUGAUGUAAUUUCUACCCAGUCAGCUUCAUCUCUCGGUAUAGUUGUAAAUCACCACAGAUUCUAAAGCCACACUUGAAGACAUGCUCUCACACAUAGCUGUACACAAACACUCUCAUACACAUUUCAGCUGGCAUCUGUCAUGAUUCCUGUCGAGAGGGCUUUCAUUGUCUGACUCAUAAUGGUUCAGGAUAAACAAUCAUCAAGCAAAAGGAUUAACUAGACAGUGAAUGGUUUUUAGCACUUGCUGUUACGGAAAUCUCCUUUAAAGUCUUGAGUACAUGCUAAUCAAUAAUCCCCACUCAUGCAUUCCUACUGCUUGGAGUAGCUGUACUGGUAAAUACUACUGUAGGAGUAUAUGCUUGUUACAAUGGAAAAAAAAAUGUGUCUUUAGAGCUCAGUAUUCUUUAUUUUAUUAACACAAAAAACAAGUGUAGUAACUUUUUUCCAGCAUAGGGUAGGCACAUUCAAGGUGAUACAAGAUGGCUCUUUUUUCUUUGGAGGGAGCCUGUUCUCAGUAAAGAUGAGCAAACAUUUGGAAUUUACAUGUGGGCAGACAUUGGAUUACAGCUUUCAUCACCAAUCAGUGGACUUUUGCAAAGCUGAGACCAGCUAAGGCUGCUUAAAAUAAGUUCUGAUCAUUACAUAAGAAGGGAAAUGCCUGACAGACACCAUGUAAGUUAUAAGUGUCUGUCUUAUCUUUACUACACAUAUUGUAACAAAUUCAAUAUUCUAGUCUUCAUUUGUAUGAAUGGUUUGUAUUGUACAUAGUUUAACCAAGUGUUAUUUGAGCUGCUUAUUAAUAUUAACUUGUACUCGUCUCUCUGCUUGUUAUUGGUUAAAAAAAGAAAAAAAAGGAUAUGAGGAAUCCAUUCUAUCAAUGUAGCUGUGAACUCCAUUAAAAAGACAAACUUAAUGUACAAAGCAUUUAUUCAGCUCAAGUAUUGUUGAAAGCUAUACAUAUACAACAUUAAAGUCUGUCUGUAUUUAGAUAUUUUAUUUCUGGACAAAAUGAAAUGUACAUAAAAAUAAAAUGCGUAAAGUUGAGUUUCAA
Messenger RNA from Camelus dromedarius (Arabian camel), 2702 nucleotides. It is a transcript of the gene NXPH1, whose product is annotated as neurexophilin 1. The coding region runs from base 727 to 1500 and encodes 257 amino acids. The transcript has 2 exons. Lineage: Eukaryota; Metazoa; Chordata; Mammalia; Artiodactyla; Camelidae. The record is from RefSeq and is a predicted model, not a curated record. Gene Ontology annotation, molecular function: signaling receptor binding.